CAGGACGAGCGUCGCUCCAGGGAUCCUACACAUCCAUCGCAGACACCUUCGGUACUUCCCAUUGAAUUGACCCACUCUCGUCCCACCGUAAUACGCGGGUGUAGAGUCGAGCCUCCCUUUGCAGUAACGCGUUGAUGCACCUGUUGCUAUGCUGAUGAUUUAGUGGUCCUGUCCUUUGUUGUUUUUUGUAAAAGAAGAAGCCAUGUCUUACCACCAGGGCCGUGGCGGUUCUCGUCCGGGCUUACCCCCGGGUCAGCACGGGUCCCAACCGAACUACCGACCCAGCAACCUCCGACCCCUGCCUCCCCACACCCCCCCGUCGUCUUACCACUACAGCCCUCAAACCCAUCCCAACGCCGGUUACCAAGGCAACAGAGGCGGAGGCUUCAUGCCGCCGCCGCCGCCGAUGCCGCACUCCGACUUCAUGUCGUACCCUCCGCCCGGGACGAACAUGUCUCCCGGCGCCCUGGGUCCGGGCUCCAUGCGCCCGCCCUUCCCCAAGCCCCCCGUCCGGCAGGGGGGGUUCCCGGAGCCUCCGCCCAACUUCCCGCCGCCGCCGCUGCCGUCUCUCGCCAACCCCUCGGCCGGCCCCGGGGCCCAGCCGUCGGCCCAUAACCCCUACGCCUACAUGAUGCCCCCGGGCAUGCCCCCGCCGGCGCCCCACCCCCCCAUGCCGCCCGCCAUGCCCGCGCAGCCCGGCGGCUACCAGCAGGCGCCGUACUCGGUGGGCUACCACCAGCACCACCACCAGCAACCCCCGCCGUUCCCGCCGCCGACGUUCAGCCCCGGGUACUCCCCUGGCGGUGGGGCCGGCGCCGGGGGGCCGGGCCCGGGCCCCGGCUGGUUCAAACCAGACCCCGGCUUCAGACCAGGGGGCCAGUACAAGUACGAGAAGCCGCCGGACUGCACCCCGCAUCGCCACGACGACCAGCCCAACCGGCAGAAGAGCUACGGGUAUGGCGGCGGCGGCGGCGGCGGCGGGGACCGAGGCAAGACGGAGUUCAGCGCGGAGCGGAAGGAGAGGAGUCCCGACCGGCGGGGGAGGCCGGAGGCCGCCGGUCGAUACCGGUCCGACUACGACCGCGGUCGGACCCCGCCCAGACACCGGAGCAGGGAACGCGGCCGCUACUCUGACAGCAGCUCGGAAAGGCAUCGACACAGAGACAGCCGCAGGUCCCCGUCUCCUGACAGACAGAGGAAACGGCAGCGAAGCCGCUCCAACAGCAGGGAGAAGAAGAGGAGCCGUUGGGAGGGGGAGGGGGGCCGGCGGGAGGGGGAGGGGGGCCGGCGGGAGGGGGAGGGGGGCCGGCGGGAGGGGGAGGGGGGCCGGCGGUCCGAGAGCUCCGGGCCCGGCCGGGAGAGGAGCAGCUUCUCCUCCGCCCGGAGCAGGGACAGCGAGGACUCGUACGCCGAGCGUGACCGGGAGCGAGACCGCGAGAGGGAGCGGGAGAGAGACAAGGAGCGGGAGCGGGAGAGGGAGAGGGAGCGGGAGCGGGAGAGCAGUCAGAGGGAGAAGGGGGAGGAGGUGAAGGACGAGGAGGAGCUGCUGAAACCGGCCUGGAUCCGCUGCACCCACGCCGAGAACUACUACUCCAACGACCCCAUGGACCAAGUGGGGGACUCCACAGUGGUCGGCACCAGCAAGCUGCGGGCUCUGUACGAGCGCUUCGAGGAGGAGCUGAUCCAGAGGCAGGAGAGGGCCAAGGCGGCGCGGCCCAAAUGGGAACCCCCCCAGACGAAACUGGACGAGGAGCCGGGGUGUCCAGGAGACGAGAGCAGCAGCGACACGGAGUGCGAGUCGGACGGCGAGGGCAGCAGCUGCUCCGGGAGCUCGGACUCCGACGUGUUCGACGUCAUCGCCGAGAUCAAGAGGAAGAAGGCCCACCCGGACCGGCUGCACGAGGAGCUGUGGUACAACGACCCCGGGCAGAUGAACGAUGGGCCUCUGUGUAAGUGCAGCGCCAGGGCCAGACGCACCGGGAUCCGCCACAGCAUCUACCCCGGGGAGGAGCCUGCGAAGACAUGUCGGCUAAUGAACAACAAUUCUGGGAAGCUGUACCACUACAGGAUCACUGUGUCUCCGCCCACCAACUUCCUGACCGACCGGCCCACUGUGAUCGAGUACGACGACCACGAGUACCUGUUUGAGGGCUUCUCCCUCUUCUCCCACACUCCUCUGACCAGCAUCCCAUUGUGUCGUGUGAUUCGCUUCAACAUAGAUUACACCAUUCACUUCAUAGAAGAGAUGACGCCAGAGAACUACUGCGUCCAGGGGCUGGAGCUCUUCGCCUCCUACCUCUUCCAGGAUGUCCUGGAGCUGUACGACUGGAACCUGACAGGCCCCGACUGGGACAACCUGGAUCCUGGCUGCCAGAAGUUCCACUUCAUGCCCCGCUUCGUGCGCUUCCUCCCGGACGGUGGGAAGGAGGUGCUGUCCAUGCACCAGGUGCUCCUCUACCUGCUUCGCAGCAGCAAGCCGCUGGUGCCCGAGGAGGAGAUUGCCGACAUGCUGCAGUGGGAGGAGACGGCCUGGCAGAAGUACGCCGAGGAGUGCAAGGGCAUGAUCGUCACCAACCCCGGCAUGGUGAGACGCCGCGCGCCUUCUCGCUCCCUUCUGCUCGCCGUCGCGGCGUUGCGCCUCCCUCCAUUAUGUUCCUUCUCCUCUUUUGUUCCUUCUCCUCUCUCCCUCCCUCUCCCCUACCCUCCUACCUCCCUCCGGCUCAUUCCUACAGUCUUAUGUUGUUGCCACUGCAGGUACCAGAAGCUGUGGAAGAGCUAUGUGAAACUGCGCCACCUGCUGGCCAACAGCCCCAAGGUCAAGCAGAUCGACAAGCAGAAGCUGACGCAGAGAGAGGAAGCGCUCCAGAAGAUCCGGCAGAAGAACACGAUGCGUAGGGAGGUGACAGUGGAGCUGAGCAGCCAGGGCUUCUGGAAGACCGGCGUGCGCUCAGACGUCUGCCAGCAUGCCAUGAUGCUGCCCGUCCUCACCCACCACAUCCGAUACCACCAGUGCCUGAUGCACCUGGACAAGCUCAUCGGCUACGUCUUCAAGGAGCGCUGCCUGCUGCAGCUGGCCAUGACCCACCCCAGCCACCACCUGAACUUCGGGAUGAACCCGGACCACGCCCGCAACUCCCUGUCCAACUGCGGCAUCCGCCAGCCCAAAUACGGAGACCGCAAGGUCCACCACAUGUACAUGAGGAAGAAGGGUAUCAACACCUUGAUAAACAUCAUGUCCCGCCUGGGCCAGGAUGACCCCUCCCCCUCCAGGAUCAACCAUAACGAGCGCCUGGAGUUCCUGGGAGACGCCGUGGUGGAGUUCCUCACCAGCGUCCACCUGUACUACCUGUUCCCCUGCCUGGAGGAGGGCGGUCUGGCCACCUACAGGACCGCCAUCGUGCAGAACCAGCACCUGGCCAUGCUGGCCAAGAAACUGGAGCUGGAUCGGUUCAUGCUGUACGCCCACGGACCGGACCUGUGCCGCGAGUCGGAUCUCCGCCACGCCAUGGCCAACUGCUUCGAAGCCCUCAUUGGUGAGCCCCCCCCCCCCCAGAACAGGACUACGCUGAAGUGGGUGCCGUGCCUCAAAAGGAGAUGAUUUGAAACAGACAUACCGUGUUCGCGGCGCUGCCAUCUGCAGAGAUUUCGGCAGCUACGAAAAAUCC
Molecule: messenger RNA, 3665 nt
Organism: Gadus macrocephalus (Pacific cod)
Lineage: Eukaryota; Metazoa; Chordata; Actinopteri; Gadiformes; Gadidae
Gene: drosha
Product: drosha ribonuclease III
Exons: 21
Coding region: 203-3598 (1131 amino acids)
Biological process (GO): rRNA processing; primary miRNA processing; regulation of gene expression
Cellular component (GO): nucleus
Molecular function (GO): double-stranded RNA binding; ribonuclease III activity
Source: RefSeq, a predicted model, not a curated record